GCGAUUGUCGGCAUUGUGGUGGGCUGCUUUGUGGCGCUGUCAGUGGGCACAGGGGCCCUUCUCAUCUACAAAGCGCGCCAAAUUAAGAACGCGCAGGAGGGGCGCGGCGCGUCUGGCGCGAGCAAGCGGCCCUCCGGCCCCGGCGACGUCGAGCGCGGCCCGCGCAUGACCAACAGCGGCGGCGGCGCCGCGGGCGGCUACGGCGGGCUUGGCGGAAGCUCUAGGGGCACGGGGCUUCCGGUGGUCUGA
Messenger RNA from Monoraphidium neglectum, 249 nucleotides. RefSeq lists its product as hypothetical. The record is from RefSeq and is a predicted model, not a curated record. The transcript has a single exon. The annotation marks the transcript as partial. Lineage: Eukaryota; Viridiplantae; Chlorophyta; Chlorophyceae; Sphaeropleales; Selenastraceae.